Molecule: messenger RNA, 2091 nt
Organism: Hippocampus zosterae (dwarf seahorse)
Lineage: Eukaryota; Metazoa; Chordata; Actinopteri; Syngnathiformes; Syngnathidae
Gene: dnajc2
Product: DnaJ (Hsp40) homolog, subfamily C, member 2
Exons: 16
Coding region: 149-2020 (623 amino acids)
Biological process (GO): 'de novo' cotranslational protein folding; regulation of translational fidelity
Cellular component (GO): cytosol
Molecular function (GO): Hsp70 protein binding; ribosome binding
Source: RefSeq, a predicted model, not a curated record
GUAUGAUUCCGCGACACAUGUGGGAAUGACGUUGAAAUCGCUCCGACACAUGUCGCUGCGGUAAAAAUGCGUUAGCUCUGACUGAAAUUUGAAGAAUUAAUUUGGAAUAUUGUGGUUAUCCAAUGUUCGUGUUGCCCUCCUUGCAAAAAUGUUAUUAGAAGCGGUGGACGCGGAUGAAACGACUGUCUUUCAAGAGAUUGCCGCCUCUGUGCAGGUUCAGGUGGAGCCAGUGGGCCGCUGGUUCGAAGCAUACGUGAAGAGGAGAAACCGGACCGUGUCAACCUCCUUUCAGGAGUUGGAAGAGGAGGAGGAGUCCUCCGAGGAGUCGGAUGAUGAGGACUUUCAGUUGGAAGAGCAUCCCAUGCUCCGAUCGCUCGAUCCAAAAGACUGGAAGAAUCAAGACCACUACGCCGUCCUCGGUCUUCCGCACCUGAGAUACAAAGCCACUCAAAAACAGAUCAAAGCUGCCCACAAAGCCAUUGUGUUGAAGCACCAUCCGGACAAAAGGAAAGCUGCCGGCGAGCAGAUUUCGGAAGGCGACAAUGACUAUUUCACGUGCAUCACCAAAGCCAUCGAAACCCUGUCUGACCCCGUGAGACGGCGAGCCUUCGACAGCGUCGAUCCCACAUUUGAUAACGGCGUGCCCUCCAAGGGGGAAGGCAAAGAAAACUUCUUCCAGGUGUUUCCCGCCGUCUUUGAGAGGAAUUCCCAGUGGUCGACCAAAAAGCAUGCGCCCAGCAUCGGCACGACAGAGUCUUCCUUUGAAGAAGUGGACAAUUUCUACUCCUUUUGGUACAAUUUUGAUUCCUGGAGGGAAUUCUCAUACCUGGAUGAAGAGGAAAAGGACAAGGCUGAGUGUCGAGACGAGAGGAGAUGGAUCGAAAAGCAGAAUCGAGCUUCCAGAGCUCAGAGGAAGAAGGAGGAGAUGAUCAGAAUACGAACGCUAGUCGAUACGGCCUACAGUUGCGAUCCGAGGAUCAAGAGGUUCAAAGAGGAGGAGAAAGCCCGCAAGGAGUCCGAGAAGAAGGCAAAAGUCGAGGCCAAGAAGAAAGAGCAGGAAGAAAAGGAGCGAGCCCGCCAGGCCGAGAUGGAGGCGGCUCGUUUAGCCAAGGAAAAAGAAGACGAAGAAGCCAAGCAGGCCGCCCAGCUGGCCAAAAAGGAAAAAGACAUCCAGAAGAAAGCCAUAAAGAAGGAGAGGCAGAAGCUCCGAAUUUCCUGCAAGAACUGGAAUUACUUUGCGGACAGCGAGGCCGAAAAUGUGAAGAUGAUGGAAGAGGUGGAGAAGCUCUGUGACAGGCUCGAACUGGCGAGCCUGCAGAGCCUCAAUGAAAUCCUGGCCUCCGCUUCAAAGGAGGACAGCAAAGUGGCGGUCGAGAAGCAGGUGCAGGAGGUGAACGUGCAGCUUCAGAGGGAGCGGGACGCCGAGGUGCAGGCGAUGCAGGCCUCUCGCGGCGCCGAGCAGCCCGGCGGAGGCGGCGCAGCGGGCGGGGGUGGUGGUGGCGGGAAAGGUUGGAAUGAGGAAGACCUCCAAUUGCUCAUUAAGGCCGUCAACCUCUUCCCGGCUGGAACCAAUGCCAGAUGGGAAGUUAUUGCCAACUAUAUGAAUCUACACUCCACAAGCGGCAUGAAGAGGACAGCGAAAGACGUCAUCAACAAAGCCAAGAGUUUACAACGGCUUGAUCCAUUGCAGAAAGAUGACAUCAACAGAAAAGCCUUUGAGAAAUUCAAGAAGGAACACAACUCGGUGCCAGCCACCGUUGACAACGCGGUGCCGUCAGAGCGCUUCGAAGCUCCAGGUGGUGAUGGAAGCGCAGCCCCCUGGACCACGGAGGAACAGAAGCUUCUGGAGCAGGCCCUCAAGACGUUUCCGGUUAGCACACCUGAACGCUGGGACAAGAUUGCCGACGCUGUCCCCGGGCGAAACAAGAAAGACUGCAUGAAGCGCUACAAGGAACUGGUGGAGAUGGUAAAAGCCAAGAAAGCUGCACAAGAGCAAGUGGCAAGCAAGAGUAAAAAAUGACAACAGAGUCAAUUAUAGAAUCAUGAUUAUUAUUAGAAUGUUGUGUUGUUCUUUAAAAAACAAAAAAACAA